This is a messenger RNA of Dracunculus medinensis (Guinea worm), 513 nucleotides long. The record is from the annotation of a GenBank genome assembly. NCBI's taxonomy places the organism in Eukaryota, Metazoa, Nematoda, Chromadorea, Rhabditida, Dracunculidae.
AUGGAAGAGAAAUUUUUGACGACACGAAUCGCCAUUAAAUUUUUUAGCAUUAGAAAGAAUGGUGUUGAAGUGAUAACUGGUUUUUUUUGGACCAUAACCUACCAUAAUAUGAACAGUUUUCUUCAAGUUCAAGAACUUAUGGACAAAAGGCGAUUGAUUAUCGCUAAAUAUUCGGAAUUUUUCAACGUCAGCUCGCAUCAUCCACUCGAAAAAGUUCCCACUGAAGCUGCGGCAAGUGCGCUCCAUAAUUUCCUCCAAACAGCAGUGAGCGCCAUCAUAUUGAUGACAUUGCUCGUAAUUGUCUUUGUAACCGAUUUCGGAGCCGUUAUCUCUGUCGUACUUUCAAUAUUAUCAAUAUGUAUUGGUACUGUUGGAUAUCUUCAUCUGUGGGGAAUUAGAAUUGAUGGCAUAUCUCUAAUCAGCAUGCUGAUGAGUAUUGGCUUUUCUGUUGAUUAUAGUGCACAUAUUUGCUAUCAUUUUUUUACAGAUGAGGUUUGUUCGUUUGAAAUUUAA